Molecule: messenger RNA, 1808 nt
Organism: Spodoptera frugiperda (fall armyworm)
Lineage: Eukaryota; Metazoa; Arthropoda; Insecta; Lepidoptera; Noctuidae
Exons: 3
Coding region: 457-1761 (434 amino acids)
Source: RefSeq, a predicted model, not a curated record
UGAAACAUCAUUUAACAAUUACAAUAAUAUAAGUAUAGAAAAUUUUAUCUGCAACCAUUGCCAAUAUUGUUGGGGCAGACAUAAUUUAUCCCACUAUAUAAUAGGGAAUAUGCAUAAAAAAUAAAAUGGCCUGAUUUUUUUUUCCCUAAGCUUUUAAGGUCGCAGUAUUACACUCAAUUCGUUAUUUCCUAAUUUAAUAUGCAUUUAAUUAUUUAAAACUUAAAUCAAAAAGUGAAAAAUUUACGCGCGUAAUUCAAAUUUGUAAAACGCCUCGUGACGUCAUAGGGCACAUUAUCGUCCUGUCAGUCAGUCACGUGUACCAACUCAACUGUCUGUCAAAGUGUCAACUCAUGGUAGAGGUACAGCUUGUGUUUGAGAACUUUGAGAGAAAAAUUGGUUGUAUUUCUAUACUAGCUUAGUUUUCUAAAAUAGAAAUAUCAAGCAUCAUCAAUAGCAAUGACGGACAACGGUUUUGUGAAAGCACAGUCGGAUAAUCUUCCAAAAAUAGAUGCAUUUAUGAUGACCACAUAUUUUGCGUCAAACCCAGAUUUUACAUCUGCUGAGGUUAAAGGAGUAAAAGCUGCAAGGUCUCAACGAGAAUCAUACGGCGAUUCAGCUGUAGGAUAUGUACAAAUUAAACGAGAAGGGAACUUAUGUGUAGUGAAAGCUCGCAUCACACCAGAGCACAAUGUUCGUCAGAAGUCAUAUGCAGUACAAGCUGUAUGUGAUGAAGCUGAAGAAACUGUAAUUUCUGUGGAAUGUCUGGAUUGCGCAGCACACUUAGGAGGAUGUAAACAUGCUAUUGCAUUUUUAGCAUGGCUUCACCGACGUAGUGAAGAUCCUCCAAGUACAAGCAUUGAGUGUUAUUGGAAAAAAUCCAAGCUUUCUUCAGUUGGUACUAGCUUGAAGUUUAUUAAAGCAAAAGAUAUUUGCAAAGCACCUAAAGUGAAUCCCGCAUCAAAUUCCUCAAGCACUGGCAAUUUUUUAACAGUAGUAAAAAAUAAUUGUGUGAGUGUUGGUGAUACAAAUAAUCAUCUGAUGAAAUUUUAUCAAUCUCCAAACAAUGCAGAGAGACUGUCGAUCCAUCAUUUAAUUCUUGCAAGCAAGGCUACAAACCCUGUUGAGUUUGUUGAAUAUUGCAAACUGGUAAUGAGUACAGAAGCAUGCGAACAAGCUGAAUUGAUAACUAAAGACCAAAAUGACUGUCCAUUAUGGCAUGAGCUAAGAUAUGGAAGAAUCACAGCUUCUAAGGCAUAUGAGGCUGCACAUUGUAAAGUUCUGGAUGGUUCCUUAACGGAGAACAUAUUGGGAGCAACCAAACUAAAGGACACAGAAGCUAUGAAAAGGGGGCGAUUUUUAGAAAGUCAGGUAUUAAAAGAAGUAGAGAAAAUUAAACAAAUAAAAAUAAAUAAGUGUGGCUUAAAAUUAAAUGCGGCUCAUCCUAUAAUGGGGGCUUCUCCAGAUGGGGAAAGUACUGUGUACAGCAUAGAAAUUAAAUGCCCAUCAUCAGAAAAAGCGUUGAGCCGUUAUAUUGACAGCAAUAGUGAAGUGGCUCCAAAAUAUAUGGCACAACUACAACUUCAGAUGCAUUUUGGAAAUAAAAGUAAGGGUCUUUUUUGUGUUGCUGACAAUAAUUUUGAAACCUCUAAGAAAGUAAAUAUUAUAGAGGUGGAAUAUAAAAAACAACUGUGUGAAACAAUAAUAGAAAAAUGCACACUGUUUUGGCAUCAAGCCAUUUUCCCAAAAAUAGGUAAAUUGUAAAAACUUGUACUUUUACUUUAUCUGAAAUAAAACAAAUGCAUUCUUAA